GGCUUCUAGAGGAAUUGAAGUCUCACUUCACUGCUGUAGCAGGCAGGAACAGCACUAGUACUUACAGGCUCCCACACAGAGCUACACUUUGGAUCACAAUGUCCCCAGCAGCAUUGGGCUCUGGGAAGCAUGAUCUUCUUUUACUCCCACCACAGACAACCUACAUACCAGAUUCAUGUUCUCACUGUAAUGACACAUAUCUUAAUACCCUUGGAGUAAACAUGUGCCUCCACUCCCCCGGCAUUUACAGUCAGAGAGAUGGCUUAUCCUUGUGAACAGACAGGAAGGGCUCAUCCACUCUUCCAUUCUCUGACUAGAACCUGGUCAUUAAAGCACAAAUUUGUAUUUAUUUUCUUACCAGCUAUUUACCCACUUGUAGGAUAUUGUCUAAAAAGCAAGUGAUAGGUCCUUUCUGGACAAUCUUUUUAUCUCUGGCAAAUACAGCAUGGCAAAUAACAAUACUUGCAAGAGGAAUUUAUUAGGCCAUCCAGCCAACAGCUAAUGCACAUGACUGGCAGUUGCGCAAGCCUUCAGUUUUCUUCCUCAUUCACAAAUAAUUUCUGUAUCUUAAAAAAUUUUUUAUUAUUUUAAUCCAUCUUUGUUAGGCAAACAUCUUUAUGUCUGCAAAUUAUUUACCUUGUGCUAUGAAAAUAUUGCUAUUAUUAAUUCAUUGCAAUAAUAAGAGAGAGUGCAUAUACUCUUCACAUUCAGAACAUGCAAUAUAAAGUAAUUCCACCACCUCCAUUAUCACUUGCACAUUUAAAUGCUGGUGGAAUUCAAGCAACUUUCAAAAAUAUCAUCAUACAAUCAUUAAAGUAACUGGAAAAACGGUAUCUGUAGCUAAGUUGCAAAAAUUCAACAGUGCCAAUUACUGACCAAAUAUAUCCAAUUGAAUGAGGAUCUAUUAGUAAUAGAUUAACCAGAUUCAUGUGUACGUAACAGUCGCAGCAUGGUACAUUGCUGCUGUUAGUUUCAAAGUUCAUAUAUGGACUUCUUUUUACACUGCACAUGUGCUUUAUGAAUGAAGUCUGAUUGCAAGAAGAAUUUAAGUGAAAAUAAGUGACAGGUUUGUGGAUAAAAGAAAGCAUAGACAAUGGCAGACACCAAUGAGAUGACAAUCAACCUUGUUGUCCUUGGAAAAACUCAGACUGGCAAGAGUGCUGCUGGGAACAGCCUGCUGGGCAGCUCAGACUUUGAGAGCCGUGGCUCCCCAAGCUCUGUGACUACAUGCUGUAGCCUUGGACGCAGCUGCCGCAUUUUGGGGAUUAUGCGAAGAAAUGGCUGCGAGCUGGCUCUCCGUGUUCGAGUACUUGACACUCCAAGCUACCCUCACAGUGCUCUGAGCAAGGAGCAGGUGAGAGACAUGGUGGGAUCAGCCCUGGCUCAACACUUCGGGGAGGAAGGCCUGCACCUGGCUCUCUUGGUCCUGCGGGCUGACUUGCCUCUGUGUCCGGAUGAGAGUAAUGAUGCAGUUCAGUUCAUCCAGGAACUUCUGGGUCCCACAUGGAAGGAUUUCACUGCAGUUUUACUUACUCAUGCAGACAAGGCAGAAGAAGCUGGAUGCAGUGAAGAAACAUACUUGCACAGUGCCUCAAGCACUCUGUUGUCACUUUUGAGCUCAGUACAGCAUAAAUACAUCUUCCUAGACAACCAGAAGAGCAUAAUUAAAGAGGAAAGAACCAUUGUCUUAAGAAAGCUCUUGAAUUUUAUAAGACAAAAUAAUUAUCAAGUGCUUUUACUUAAAACCAGCAAGGAAUAAAAUAAGCUUUCAGGUGCUCAUUUGUCUAUUUUCUAUGGUAGGUAACAUUUAAUAGAAAUAAAAAAGUAGAAGCCAUCAGCUGGAAAACUCCACAUCCACACCAAAUACCUUUGAACAUACAAUUAGAAAUAUCUCUUUAAAUUACCAAACUAAUUGCCUUUCAUAUAAUACCUUACACUGCCGCAUCCAGAAUCCUAGCUUCAACCACAAAAUCAGAAAAAGUUAGUGCUCUAAAAUCACACCCUUAAUAUGUAUGUAGUCACAAAUGAGAUUUUGUACUACAUCAGACUGUAUAUUCCAGCUCAAAUAGAAUAUACAUCUGGAAGAUGA
Messenger RNA from Corapipo altera (White-ruffed manakin), 2089 nucleotides. RefSeq names its product GIMAP family P-loop NTPase domain containing 1 (gene GIMD1). The record is from RefSeq and is a predicted model, not a curated record. The transcript is spliced from 3 exons. Gene Ontology annotation, molecular function: GTP binding. Lineage: Eukaryota; Metazoa; Chordata; Aves; Passeriformes; Pipridae. The coding region runs from base 1094 to 1759 and encodes 221 amino acids.